UUUAGUGCUAAGCGUAAUUAACCCGGAAAAAAGGGCCGAGAGACCAGAGAGGGGGAGGGGGAAGGAGGAGAAGAGACAGAGAUACAGAAAGAGACAGAAACAUUGACAGUUCUAGGGACCGAGAGAGAUUGGCCGGGAGACCGAGAGUUGGCCAGUGAGUGGGGAGAAGAGCCAAUUGCAAACCCCGAUGUGAAGCAGCCGGAGACUCCCGGGCCCCCUGCGCAGCGGGGGUGAUGUGAGCAGGGCACAGGAAUGCCUUAUGUGGAUCGGCAGAAUCGAAUUUGUGGGUUCUUGGACAUUGAGGACAAUGAGACCAGUGGCAAGUUCCUGCGGAGAUACUUUAUCCUGGACACCCAGGCUAACUGCCUCCUUUGGUACAUGGACAAUCCUCAGAACCUGGCAAUUGGAGCAGGAGCUGUUGGAUAUUUGCCAUUGACCUACAUCUCCAAGGUGAAUAUAGCCACUCCAAAACAGAAACCAAAAACUCCAUUUUGCUUCGUUAUCAAUGCCCUUUCUCAGCGUUAUUUCCUGCAAGCUAAUGACCAGAAAGACCUGAAGGAUUGGGUGGAGGCACUGAACCAAGCCAGCAAGAUCACAGUGCCCAAAGUGGGGAGCCUGCCCCUGGCUACUGAGGUUGCUAAGAGCCCAGCAAUUCCUCAGUCUCUAGAAAAAAAGCAACAGGUGGCAUAUAAAACAGAGAUCAUUGGUGGGGUUGUAGUGCACACACCCAUCAACCAGAAUGGCGGGGAUGGGACAGAUGCAGGUGGGCAAGGCCACCAUGCUAUUCUCCGAAGGUCUCAAAGCUACAUCCCUACUUCAGGCUGCCGAGCCCCAGCUGGGCCACCCCUCCUUAAGAGUGGCUACUGUGUGAAACAGGGGAAUGUGAGAAAGAACUGGAAACGUCGUUUCUUUGCUCUUGAUGAUUUCUCCCUUUCCUACUUCAAGUGUGAACAGGACAGGGAGCCUCUGCGAACCAUCCUUCUGAAAGAUGUACUCAAGACUCAUGAGUGUCUGGUCAAAUCUGGAGAUCUCUUGAUGAGAGACAACCUAUUUGAAAUAAUAACAAGCUCCCGGACCUUCUAUAUUCAGGCUGACAGCCCAGAAGACAUGCACAGCUGGAUCAAGGAGAUUGGUGCAGCUGUCCAGGCUCUCAAGUGCCAUCCUAAAGAAAUGUCCUUCUCUAGAUCAGUUUCGUUGUCCCGGCCUGGAAGCUCCACGUUCUCAGGUGUGCCCACCCCCACCUCAUGCAGAGGAAGGCCACCUGGGGAAGAGAAGAAAGGUCCUUACAAAGCCCCCUUCGUUGCUUCAUCCUGGCAGCCCUGGACGCCUGUCCCGCAGGCAGAUGACAAGGUGCUUCUGAAUGAAGAGACUUCUAGAGGCUCCCCGUUCAUGUCCAGACUCGGGGACGGCGAUGCCGCCGUGUUGUCAGGUUCUCGGGUACGGCAUCGCUCGGAGCCCCAGCACCCCAAAGAGAAACCGUUUAUGUACAACCUGGACGACGAGCACAUAAGGACCUCUGACGUGUAACUAGGCCCAGCACAAGUUUCUUUGGCUUGAGGGACAGCGCUGUGACGGUCAUUCUGCCGGGGAGUUGGUAGGUCUGGAGCCUCCCAGCAGGGUAGACCCUCGAGUUCUU
Gracilinanus agilis (Agile Gracile Mouse Opossum) is the source of this 1636-nucleotide messenger RNA. RefSeq names its product pleckstrin homology domain containing A2 (gene PLEKHA2). The record is from RefSeq and is a predicted model, not a curated record. Lineage: Eukaryota; Metazoa; Chordata; Mammalia; Didelphimorphia; Didelphidae. Gene Ontology annotation, molecular function: PDZ domain binding. The transcript is spliced from 12 exons. The coding region runs from base 253 to 1527 and encodes 424 amino acids. Gene Ontology annotation, cellular component: cytoplasm; membrane.